Messenger RNA from Micropterus dolomieu (smallmouth bass), 6220 nucleotides. It is a transcript of the gene erfl3, whose product is annotated as Ets2 repressor factor like 3. Gene Ontology annotation, biological process: cell differentiation; regulation of transcription by RNA polymerase II. Gene Ontology annotation, molecular function: sequence-specific DNA binding; DNA-binding transcription factor activity, RNA polymerase II-specific. The coding region runs from base 716 to 2902 and encodes 728 amino acids. Lineage: Eukaryota; Metazoa; Chordata; Actinopteri; Centrarchiformes; Centrarchidae. The record is from RefSeq and is a predicted model, not a curated record. The transcript has 5 exons. Gene Ontology annotation, cellular component: nucleus.
GGGCGGGCCCCGCUCAGAAGAGAGCGAGCGAAACACGACACCCCGAGGACGGAGAGAGGCACGGGGGGGAGGAGAGACUAGUGCUGAAUGGUGUGAGAGAGUGAGUGGAGGACUUAAAAAAGUCUGUAAAGAAAGAAAGGAUCUAAUCUAACGUUAAUUUCUGUCAAAGAAUUAACAAAGCGUUGCGGUGGAGAGAUGUCAAACAGCGACGAAGAUGCGGUUGAGACGGAGUAAACAGCCACCGGACAGUUAACGUUAGAGAAAGAACUUGUUAAAAAGAGAGAGAAAAGCUUAUUUCGGCUGGCUCGAGUCGGGACGGUUGGCCGUUUUCCGCCGCAACUUGAGCAGAUUUCAACUGCUGUUGGUUACGGCAAGAGAAGCGAGGGACCGGCAGCGAGGUCUUGACCGCUCAGCUCAGCGGAAAGCAAGAGCUUCAGUCGGUUUGGUCGGUUGGCUGAGAGCCGGGGGGAACGGACCGAGAGAGCGCGGCGGCUCGAGAAGAGAAGAGAGCGAGAGACAGAGCCGCUGAAGCAGUUCGCUGCAAAAGUUUGCCGUUUAUCUUCACCUAGUUUUCCCAGAUUGGGAACUAGAGGAGGAGGAGGAGGAAGAGGCCGAGACACUUAACUUUUCUUUCCACAAGCAACUUUGUGGAAUUCAUCCUGUUUAGCAAACUUUAACCGCUUGCUGCCUAGCUGAAGUAGCUAUAACAGAAAUCAUGAAAACACCUGGAGAUUCUGGGUUUGCAUUCCCAGACUGGGCUUACAAGCCUGAGUCGAGCCCCGGGUCCAGGCAGAUCCAACUGUGGCACUUCAUCCUGGAGCUGCUCAGGAAGGAAGAGUAUCAUGAUGUCAUCGCCUGGCAGGGGGACUACGGCGAGUUUGUCAUCAAGGACCCAGAUGAAGUGGCCCGGCUGUGGGGGGCCAGGAAGUGUAAACCCCAAAUGAACUACGAUAAGCUGAGCAGAGCACUGAGAUACUACUACAACAAGAGGAUCCUCCAUAAGACCAAAGGCAAGAGAUUCACCUACAAAUUCAACUUCAAUAAACUGGUUUUGGUCAACUACCCCUUUAUCGACAUGGGCUCAACUGGAAGCAGUGUUCCUCAGAGCGCCCCUCCUGUACCCACUGGAGCAGGAACUCACUUCCGCUUUCCUCCUUCAACGCCCUCCGAAGUCCUUUCCCCGAAUGAGGACCUGCGCAGCCCUGGUGGCAUGUUCAGUUCUGUGGCCCGACGAAUGGCACGUGGAUCUGUCAGCGACUGCAGCGACGGCACCUCCGUCAAUUCUGAGAUCGAGGAGGGCAACGUGGGAGCGGGAGAGGAGAGGGGAGACAGGGGUGUGAGCGGAGGAGGACCUGGUGGUGGAGGAGGAGGUUACCGAAGUAUCAUCCAUCCCCGUCUGUCUCAUGAAACCCUCUUCCGCAUGUAUGGAGGACCAGGUAACCCCGCUGGGCACCCAGGCUCCCGUGGCCCCACAGGGCACCGCAUCCACGCAGAGCCCCUGUCACCCUUCCCUGUGUCCCCUCUGCCAGGGCCAGGAGGAGCUGGCCUUCUAGCCCCUCCUUUGUCCCCGGCGCUCUCCAUGACUCCGACAUCUCACCUCCCCUACACUCCCUCACCCACCCUGUCACCCAUGUUAGGCUCCCACUUCUCCUUCAACCCAGAGGACAUGAAGCGUUACCUGCAGGCCCACACCCAGUCGGUGUACAACUACGGCCUCAGCCCCAGAGCUUUCCUCCAGUACCCCAACAUCGUUAUCCCUCAGCCCCAUCGGCCCGCCGCAGACAAGGCUGGUCUGACCGGAGAGAGAGGCGAGAGAGCAGAAAGAGCAGCGACAGUGGGGGGAGGAGAGAGGGGAGGAGAGCGGCACCACCAUCCACCUCUGGCUCACUCCGCCCAUCACCACCCGCAUCCACCUCACUCUGCCCACCCUCACCCCCAUUCUCAUCCCAUGCAUCACCCACUGCACCUGGGUGAGGAGCCUCCACACAUGUCUCCCUUCAAGUUCAAGCUGCAGCCACCACCACUCGGCAGGAAGCACAGGGACAGUCAAAGCCAGAGUAAACCUAGGCAGAGCUCAAUGUCCUCAGGAUCUGGAUCCAUGUCAUCUACCUCUGGCCUGGGCUCCUCGCUGUCGUUCGGCAGUGACCUGAGCUCAGCCAGCGGCUCUGGCCUCGUAUCUGCCUCCUCCUCAACGCAGUCCCUAAACAGUGCAGGGCUUCCCAAGAUAAAGGUGGAGCCCAUCUCUGAUAUUGAGUCAGAGGAAGAGGUGGAGGUGACUGACAUUAGUGAUGAGGACCCAGAUGACAGAGAUGAGGAGUUUGAGCUUUUCUCCCAUCGCCACUCCAGGGCCCCUGGCCACCACCACCACUUUGCUAACGGCACAGCCGCGCCGCAGCAUCAACCCCAUCCUGAUGAGGACCUUGACGAGGAUGUCUUCAAAGCCCCUGCUCCACCUCCACCUGGCCUGAUGCCCUUCUUCACCUCGCAGCACACACACUCCAGCGUGCAUCGCGGGCUGCUCACUCUCAAGAGUGAACCCACCGAACCGGGGGACAGUAACACACCCCCACCUCAGACGGGCUCGGUGGGAGCUUCCCAGACGAAGUGCAUCCCCCUCAAGCUGCGCUUCAAGAGGCGCUGGAGCGAAGACCAGCGUAUGGAGGCCUCACAAGAGGAGUCAGACGACAAAAAGGUGCGACCAGAGGAGGAGAGGGAAAGAGAGAGGCAAAGUAAUGGACGGAUGGAGAUUGAGGAGGAUAGGACGGGAAGUGGAGAAGGAGACAGUCCUCCGCCAUUGGCGUACGAGGGCUCUUUAGCCACACCGUUGGCCACACAGCGGAGGGUGAGCGCUGAGCUGCACCGUGCCACUGCACAGCUGUCUCUGGAGAACAAAGACUGCUGAUGAGAGACACAGCCCAAACACUACUGUUCCAGUAGCACUAGAGGUGGUACAGGAGUAUGUAAAUGGUUCCUCUGUAAUCCCUCUCCCACACUGACAAACUAGAUUCCUGAAACCUCCAGUGAGCUGAGAGCACAGUCCAACAUACACACAUAUAAAACAAACACCUCAGAGACAACCUGACUCUUGUUCUGCCCCCUAUCAAUCCUUUGUCUGGAUCAGGACUCUUCUGGGACACAUCCUUUGGGAGGUGGGAGUCACUCAGACUCAGCCAUCUCAGGCACCCCGACUGUAACGAGGCUGAAAUCGGAGGGAGACUCCCUCAUGAAACUUCAAGUUGACCUCCCGUCUGGCCAGUGAAGCUCCAAAUGCCCUGUCCCAGUAGCACAGCUCCUGCCUUCAGGCCCCAUCAGCCAGUCAGCACUUUCCUCAGGGGACACGCACUCCCUUACAGCCCAGCAACACACCUAGGAUGACGAAGUUCAUACUCUCCUCUGUGCUACUUUUCCUAUAAGCUGACGGGACUUUGAUAAGUGCCUGUAUCUAAAACCCACAGCCCUGGAGUGACAUGGAAGACAACAAAGAAGGGAGAGGACUGCUAUGAGUAACCAUUCUUUCACUCAUGAAACCCUUGUUAAGAUUGGCACAAGCUGAAAAAUCAUUGGGGGGGGAGUGUGUCUCUAAGACUGAAGAGUGGGGCUGUUUGGUGUUGUCUGACUGACUCUUAAGCCUGGCCCACUCCACUCAGGGAAGCCUAUUGCUGUAUGUUUAUUGGAAUCAUGCACACAAACACACAAGCAAAAACAAACAAACAAACAAACAAAAAAAACAGCCAACAGUGAAGAGGACUCACAGUGGAAGCGUCGUUUAUGGAUGCUUAACCAUUUUCACUGCGACGCAAAAUCAUCCACACAUUCACAUUAACACAUACAUAGACUUUGACUCUGGCACACUGUUUCUCUCAGAGCUUUUGACUUUUGUAUAACCUUUCUGUCUCUCUCCUGUCUUGCCACCUCUUUCUCUUGCGGACCACCUGUGGAAAGAUCAUGAUUCCACUUAAAGAAAUAAUUUUAACCCCUGGGAGAUGUGAGGAGAGCAAAAGAGAAGAAUGAAGAAGUACUUCAGCGUAGAAAAAGGACUGCUGAGGGGACCACGAGGGGGAGGGAAGGGUUUGAGGGGUUCCAGUAAUUGUUAACUAGACUCACCCUAACAUGGCUUGUAUCCUGAAAAUAUUCUCAUUCAAGUCCCAGCAGCACAGAAUCCUAGUUCACCAGCUCAAGCUCCUCUAACAAUCGUAGAUAGUGUUUAAACUAAACCAGCAAAGACACACACACAGGACUGCCUUCAGCUAUUAAACAUUAACCUCUCUCUCCACCUCUGUAGUGGCGUCAUCCUCCGGUUCCUGAGUGUGUGUUAGACUGCCAGGCCUGUUACCUACAAGUGAGAGCCUGAGAGAGCAGGAGACAUCUUAGACCUCAUAUACACACACACACACACACACACACACACACACACACACGCUGCCUCUCUAUGCCUUGUUUUUAUAGCAUGUAAAAAAAAGUGCAAACUGAGCUCUAAUAACACACAUACAGACUAUAUCUUUAUAUAUUCUAAAUGAAAUUAUUAAAAAAGUGAGAUUUUAAAAGAACCAUAGCAUUUUAAUGAUAUGAUUUAUUCAGGAUUUUUUUGUAAGUGGAUUAUUUUGAGUGGUGAGACGUGUUAUGCACUGGGUAAUAUGGUGUGAUUGGUGGGUGGACAGAAAGAAGAGGAGUAGGUGUCCAGGGUUUUCUUGUACAUUUGCUUCAUAGACAAACGAGCCAGAGAAAAACAGCACAGGCCAGUCUACCAGAACAAGACCAGCAAGAAGAAGAAGAAGAAGAAGAAGAAGAAAAAAAAAACAGGGACUCGAACAGACUGACAAUGCUUCACUUUGUGUGGUUCAUUUGCAGUAGCUUGCCCUUUUAGCACGCAGUACUCUGCUCUUUCCUGUCUGUACAGUCUUGCCUGUUCUAGCCCCAGGCCACCUCUUCAGGCCCCCCCUCCUUGUGUGAGUGUGUGUGCGCGCGCUCAGAUUUAGCUCAUGGGUUAUUAGCGAAGUAGUAAUCCUGUCUUUUCUCGUAGGCCAGUUAGCAUAAUGCUCCAAAGUUCACAGCAGCUCUGAAUUGGGGCAUGGGGGGGGGCGGUAAUCAUUACUGCAGGACAGCCUGGAAAAAGUUGGACAUGUGAGGCCCUGUCCUGAAAGGCCCUCUCCUCAAACUAUGCACAUUCAGACAUACACAAAUGAUUUGUCAUUAUGUUUUCGAAUCCCGGAGCUUUUUUGUCUCUGCGUCCAGGUCAUCCAGGCGCCUGAUGGGUUAACUGAGCCGCGUUGACCCGCGGGCUGUCCCCAGCCUGGCCAGUGACAAGACGGAUCUAUAGCAGCGAACUGUGAGAUAGAUGACCUCCAGGCGGUCUGUGUAGCUGAGCUGAUUGAAUUUCCUCAUCAGACCCCUGUGGUCUGGAAUGGAGCAUGUCACAACAUGCGCACACACACUCUCGCACACUUACCCACACCAAGUCCUGUGUCUGUAUUGGAACUGACAGCUGCCUUAUUACUACUUUUCAUAUCUCUGCACCAGGUGAGGCCAUCAGUCUUACCUGCUCUGCAUUCUUUCUCUCUCCUUUCUGUUUCAUUUUUCCUCGCUCUGUUUCAGCCGUUGUCUGACUUCCCGCUAACUGCAGCGUGAUCUGACUCGGUCAUGAUAUUGCAGGGUAAAAAGAUUGAUUUGGACUCUGAUUGUAACACAGGCUCUCUCUCAUCCUGUUUCAUGCCUCUACAGUCAAAGAACGGUAGAUAAACAGCACAAAGAUUACAUUUCUCUAUCAAAAGAAUAAAGGUUUCUCAGUUUAUUUUUCUGAUGUCAAUAUUGCUAUUGAUUAUUGUUGUUGUUAUUGUUCUUAUUGGGUUAUUUACCUCUCCACCUGGCAUUAUUAUUAUUCCAUGGCUCUGUUAGCUGUUGCUUUUUAUGUUGUGUACAUCACUUUGGAUGAUGUGAAAGCCCCCCCCCCCAAACUCCAUUCCCUGUUUGAAACCUUUAAGCCCCCGAAACCAGAGACCUUGUUCUUGUCUUUAGUUUUUACAAAUGUAAUAUAACUAAAAUGUGUAAUAAUAAUUUUGAUGCUGACAGAGAAAUAACAUCGGGGACUGAGAGAGAAGGGCAGCGGCAGAGGAUUUUAUUUAAGAAGGGGGAGUGAUCUUAUCUUUUUUUGUCAUGUAUUGUAAUUUUUAUUUUAUAAUGUUACUUUUGUCUCUCUCUCGCUCUUGUAUUUUUUUUUUCUUGU